This is a messenger RNA of Xiphias gladius (swordfish), 4071 nucleotides long. RefSeq names its product GTP-binding protein 1-like. Gene Ontology annotation, biological process: translational elongation. The transcript is spliced from 13 exons. Gene Ontology annotation, molecular function: translation elongation factor activity; GTP binding; GTPase activity. Lineage: Eukaryota; Metazoa; Chordata; Actinopteri; Istiophoriformes; Xiphiidae. Bases 302 to 2308 code for a protein of 668 amino acids. The record is from RefSeq and is a predicted model, not a curated record.
AUUUCAUAAGAGAUUUAAUUAUCUAAUUCCGUUUCAUUAACCAUUCCGGAUGUCAAAGGUUCUAAAAUUUAGUUGUUGUGUCUCAGCCAUGGCGAUUUCUUCAAAUAUUUUUUUUCCCUUUUAAGAGUGUUGCAUAUUAUAAAAGCAACUUCGGUGUUUUGUUAGCAUUAGCUAGCUGGCUGUGUGAUAAUCAAUCUAACUUUCUGUCUUUGCUAACGGCUAAGGGUUAGCGAGUAGAGCCAAGCAAGGGAGAUAAGUUAGUUUAUUUUUUGCCUCGUUUGCAUUAUUUCUCCUUCUAGAAAUGGCGUCGGUGACGGCGACAGAACCAGCGAUAUGCCCGACUUCGAUACCGGCAGCAGAGUCCAUAGUGCCCGCUUGCAUGUUUGCACCUGACCGGGGAUGUGUCGACGAUCCGUCGGGCGGAGAGAUCUUUGAGGACGCCGAGGGUACAAACGGCGAGUCCGCGGAUCAUUUAGACUUGAGCAGUAAGCUGGUCCUAGUGAGUCCAACGGGGGAACAGUAUGAUUCAUUACUACGACAUUUGAGGGAGCGAAUAGACGAGGGCUGUGGAGAGUCAAUCUAUGUGGUCGGAAUGGGUUCAGAUGGAGGUGACUAUGGUCUGGAUGAGAAGGACAUGGAGGCGUCAGUAGCCACGGUACGGUCGCUGUGUGAACAGAUUGAGGCUGACCUAAUCCUGCUAAGGGAGAGGACAGACACUGGCGGAAAGAUUCGGGACUACCUCAUCCGACGGCGUGUUGGCGAGCAGGAUUUCCUGGAAGUUAGAGUGGCGGUUGUAGGGAAUGUGGAUGCUGGGAAGAGCACGCUGUUGGGGGUUUUGACCCACGGCGAGCUGGACAAUGGCAGAGGCUUUGCUCGCCAGAAGCUCUUCAGACACAAACACGAAAUGGAGAGUGGCAGGACCAGCAGUGUGGGCAAUGAUAUUUUGGGCUUUGAUCAGGAGGGACAGGUGGUGAACAAGCCAGACAGCCACGGCGGCGGCUUAGACUGGACCAAGAUCUGUGAGAAAUCCUCGAAGGUCAUCACCUUCAUUGACCUGGCUGGCCAUGAAAAGUACCUCAAGACCACUGUCUUUGGCAUGACUGGACACCUGCCUGAUUUCUGCAUGCUCAUGGUUGGCAGUAACGCUGGCAUCGUUGGCAUGACCAAAGAGCAUCUGGGUCUAGCACUGGCCCUAAAUGUACCAGUGUUUGUAGUGGUUACUAAGAUAGACAUGUGUCCGGCCAACAUCCUGCAAGAGACACUAAAAUUAUUACAGAGGUUAUUAAAGUCACCGGGCUGCAGGAAAAUCCCAGUGUUGGUCCAGAACAAGGAUGAUGUAAUCGUCACAGCCUCCAACUUUAGCUCAGAGAGGAUGUGUCCAAUUUUCCAGAUCUCAAAUGUGACGGGGGAAAACAUGGACCUGUUGAAGAUGUUCUUGAACCUCCUGUCUUCUAGGACCACAUUUAGCAAUGAUGAGCCAGCGGAGUUCCAAAUAGAUGACACAUACUCAGUACCGGGUGUGGGCACAGUAGUUUCAGGGACUACGUUACGUGGAUUGAUACGGCUCAACGACACGCUGCUCUUAGGCCCGGACCCGCUUGGCACCUUCAUCCCUAUCGCUGUUAAAUCCAUCCACCGUAAAAGGAUGCCUGUUAGAGAGGUACGCGGUGGACAGACGGCAUCUUUUGCCCUCAAAAAGAUCAAACGUUCAUCUAUUAGGAAAGGAAUGGUGAUGGUCUCCCCAAAGUUGAUGCCACAGGCCACCUGGGAGUUUGAGGCUGAGAUUUUGGUGCUACACCACCCAACUACGAUAUCCCCCAGAUACCAGGCCAUGGUCCACUGUGGCAGCAUCAGACAGACAGCCACCAUCCUCACAAUGAACAAAGACUGUCUUAGGACGGGGGACAAAGCCACAGUUCACUUCCGAUUCAUUAAGACCCCCGAGUACCUGCACUGUGACCAGAAGCUGGUGUUCAGGGAAGGACGCACCAAAGCUGUGGGCACCAUUACCAAGCUUCUCCACUCAGUGAACACCCAGGCAGCUAAGGCUCAGCAGUCCAAGACACAAGCCAAUAAGAAGACUUCUAAAGAGGGCACAGCGGCCAAUGAGGAGGCCGGGUCAACAGCACGGCCGCCUAGUCCUAACGCAGCACAGCUACCACUGGCUCACUGGGGUGUUCCUGUCUGUCUGCAGCUCAAGUCAGGAGGCGGAGGACGCAGGAGAGGUGGUCAGAGACAUCGAGGGAAAGGCCUGAACGCCGCAACAAUCUCUACAGCGGUGCCUGCAGGAGCGGCAGGCACAGCGUAAAAGCACAACCUCUCGUUUCUCCUCAACCUAUGUCAUCUCUGUACAGGGAGGAAAAGUGACUGCAUGGCUCUCUGGUGGUUGUUUAAGAGACCGACUGCACAUGUUUUUUCGAUAUAAAAUGAUUAUUAGGCAAAUUUGAAUCAUAAAAAGAGUGAAUUAUUUUCCACAUGAGGUCAAUUUAAAGCUUUAUUGAUGUAUUUACUUGUGGACUGCAGAAGAUGGUAUUAGGUUUUUUUUUGUUUGUUUUUUUUAAGUUUGAAUUUUAUUGCAGUUAACUGCAAUUAGUAGGUUACAUUAUAUGACAUUUUCUUUUGUAAUACAAAAGUUUUUGGGGUGUUCAUCUUGUCUGUGGUUCAUCGGAACUUCUUUUACAGCAUUAACUGUUUUUCCCAGCCAGGAGAGGCAUCAGUCACUUUCCCUGCCGUAACAUUUUCCAACCUUCAAGCUACUUUUUUUAAUCUCUUAUCCUCUCUUCUUCAUUCUGCAGCCUCUUGUGUUCAGCUCACCCUAACUUUCAUUAAUGCACCUUUUCCAGACGGCAUUUUCAGUCAUUGGAGGAGGUGGAUUGUGUUCACUAACUGAAAAAUUGUAUUUUUCUUUUUAAAAAGCUCCUUGUCACUGAGAUUGGGCAGUUUGAAUUCACCUUGAGAACUGACUGAAAUGAAAGGGAAUUGAUGCCAAACUUAACUUGAGGUGAAAAAGUGUCUCACGCCAGCUAAAAGAUGAACCGGAUGUAGCUGAUAUGUUACUUUACCGCACCACCGUUCCCGGUAGUAGCUAAAGUUGUUCUCUGGAAAUCCACUGCGAAAGAUUUCUUUUUUUGAAUGGAAAUGGCAUUGGGUGAAUUUUGUGGCCAGUUAACAACACAAAGUUCUUUUCUUGCUCUGGGUACUGUAGCCACUAACGCACUGUUUACCAGUCAUCACCUGUCAUGAAACAUCUUCUCGUGGACAAAGACAAAAACAAUCUCUCAUCCAUUUUGAUAAUCCUGCAAUGGAGAGGCAAUUUUAUAAAUUUUAUAAUAAACCCUUUUUUUUCUAAGAGCCCCUUGGUCAAGUUGUACCAGAUCCAUGCAGGUCUCAGGCUGCCAAAAGAGAAAAGUUCUGAAUUAUCCUUCCUUUUGUCUCAAGUAAAGUCUAAUGUCAAAGUGGCUUUGUCAUGUGUUAACUUGGGGCAGGUCCUUGUGAAAUCACCUUAUUAGUUGGCUGGGAAAUUAGGAAACACCUAGCUAAAACCAAUGAAGUCCUAAUAGUACAGUGCGGCAAAAAAUCCAACCAUCAUGAAGUUUAUAAUGUGCGGUUUUUAAAAUACAGUUUUAGAGAGGUGUUGAUUCAACUGCAUGAUCAUUUUGGAGGCUGCAGUUUGAAAUGCUGUCGAAUUGUAUUAUACCGACAGGUGUUUCUAUUAUUUUGUCCACCCCAUUUCUAUCAAUGAGGGUAGGCAAAAUAAGAGAAACACCUCUCCGUACAAUGCAGUGCAGUUCAACAGCAUUUCAAAUUACAGCCUCGAAAAUGAUGAUGUUUGAUUUAACGCCUCCCUCAAAGCGGUUUCAACACAACCUGAACAUUCUAACCUUCAUGAAGGGAGGUUUUAUUGCAGGACUGUUGUAUUAGACUGCAUUCGUUUUAGCUAGGUGUACCUAAUAAACUGGCAACUGGGUGUAUCUUAAAACCAGACAGGCGUAAGCACAACUUUCUUCCAUUUUGAUGCGGUCUGACCUCCGAAAAUCCAGAAGCUGAUGCUCUCGUGCAAAAAAAAAAAAA